UUUGUAGAAGAAAAAAAUAAAAAAUAAAUGAUGAGUCUCUUUUCAGAUUUUCUCUCUGACUCACUUAUCUCACCCCUUCCUUAGGCUUCGGAAAAAACGAACUCUACUAUGCCUUUCCUUCUCUCUUUCUUUUCAUUUUUCUCUUUCAAAUUUGAAUUUUCUAACUAACCAAACACAAAUUCUGAAUCAGAAAAUUAUGUUUCGUUUUUCAUCUCUAUCUUCUCUCAUGGCUUCCACACAGAUUGAGAUAAUCAAUACCGCAUAUCAAGCCAUGAAGCCUCCGAAGAUGCCACCGACCACAACCAAGCUCGUCUGCUUCUCCUUCGCCGCUUACGCCAAAAACCUAAUCCAGAAUCUCCGGUCGUCUGACGUUCCCGUAGCCGGAGGCCUCUCCAACGUCGAAUUCUCCUCCAUCGAGUCACUCUUCAACUUCUCCUUCCCUCCCGAUCUCCGUUCCAUCCUCCGGGAAGGUCUUCCGAUCGGCUCUGGUUUUCCGAAUUGGCGUUCUUCUUCUGCGCAACAGCUUUACAUUCUCAUUAACCUUCCGAUCCUCGGUCUCCUCAAGCAAAUCUCUCGCAGGAAUUUCUGGCUCGAAUCUUGGGGACCUUUUCCCGACGAUAUCAAUCGAGCCUUGGAGAUAGCCAAGAAGUUCUUGAGCAAAGCCCCUGUUCUCGUCCCUCUCUACCGAAACUGCUACAUUCCGUCAACGCCGAACGCCGCCGGAAACCCGGUCUUCUACGUCGACGGCGAGGAGGUUCGGAUUCUGAGCUACGACAUUACCGGCUUCUUCCAAGAUUUCGAGUUCUUAAACGGCGGCGGAGGCAUCCGCCGGUCGUCGGCUAAUUCAAGAGUCAACGCCCCGGCAUGGGCGGCGAAGUCGGCUCGUGAGAUCGAGUUAUGGACAGAGGUUGCGAAUAAGAGGCGGAGAGUGAAUGCGGCGGCGAGUGGGGCGUGGUGGAGCGGUGACGACGAGCUGAGCGAGUGCUUGGAGGAGGUUUCCCAGAAGUUGAGAGAAGGAGGGUGGAGGGAGGAGGAGGUGAGAGAGAUGAUGAUGAUGGACGGCUACGAUGACGAUGAUCAGACGGGGGAGGUCGUUAUCGAGUGCGGUGAAGGUGAAGGUGUCGGAGGAGGAGACUUGGAAGAGGCCAUGGCGUGGCACGUGCGGACGCUCUCGGUGGUUUUGUUACGUGCGGGGUGGACCAUGGAAGAUGUGGUGUACUCUCUUGACCUUCCAAACGACGAAGAAGAGGCUGCCGUUUUGGAUGAGAAACCAACAGCUCUCCAACCUGACCAUGGCCAGGAUUUUCAGCUUCAUUGUCGUUCUAAGCCAAGUGAGAGUACCCUCCAGCAAUUGAUGCACUUGCAGUCUCUUGAGGUUUGACUUUUAGUGGGCUCAACAUCGGUAUCUAGUGGCUUUCAUCCUGGCCGUUGGAUCGCUAGACUUUUCUGCGGUUCAUCACCACUACACACAAAAUAUUGGAUAGACAGACAUUAAAUUAAUUGAUUGUAUAUAUUUUUUUUGGCUGCAGUAAUGGUUAUAAUGUGAUAUAAAACACACUGGUUGUAAGUGUCGUUUCAUAGGAACAAUUUUUGUGAGUGAACUAUUGUUUUAUUACUUAUUAUUGGAAAAGGGCCAAUUAAAAAAAAAAUCUAACGAGAUUUAUAGAAUCUA
Humulus lupulus (European hop) is the source of this 1672-nucleotide messenger RNA. RefSeq lists its product as uncharacterized. Lineage: Eukaryota; Viridiplantae; Streptophyta; Magnoliopsida; Rosales; Cannabaceae. Bases 197 to 1381 code for a protein of 394 amino acids. The record is from RefSeq and is a predicted model, not a curated record. The transcript has a single exon.